Messenger RNA from Drosophila persimilis, 2141 nucleotides. RefSeq names its product glucose dehydrogenase [FAD, quinone]. Gene Ontology annotation, molecular function: flavin adenine dinucleotide binding; oxidoreductase activity, acting on CH-OH group of donors. Bases 93 to 2141 code for a protein of 682 amino acids. The transcript is spliced from 2 exons. The record is from RefSeq and is a predicted model, not a curated record. Lineage: Eukaryota; Metazoa; Arthropoda; Insecta; Diptera; Drosophilidae.
UCUAUAGAGAAAGAGAAGAAGAUAAUCCCUUGAACCUUAAGCCAAUCCAAAACACGUAACCAUAUCCAAUCCCAAUCCGAAACCCGAUCAUUAUGGUACUCAAUCUACUCUUCAUAACGACUGUGAUCAAGUCGACCUUCGGCGUGGUGACGACGGGCCUCUGGCUAAUACCGCUGAUGCUGGCCGCCAUCACCUACUAUCGCUACGAUGCAGUCGACCCCGAGUCGCGGCCACUGGACCAGCUCAACCUCUAUCCGGAGUACGACUUCAUAGUGGUGGGCAGUGGCUCGGCGGGGGCUGUGGUGGCCAAUCGGCUGAGCGAGGUGCGCAAGUGGAAGGUUCUGCUGAUCGAGGCCGGGCCGGAUGAGAACGAGAUCUCGGACGUGCCCUCGCUGGCCGCCUACCUGCAGCUGAGCAAACUGGACUGGGCCUACAAGACGGAGCCCUCGAACAAGGCCUGUCUGGGGAUGCAGAACAACCGCUGCAACUGGCCCAGAGGCAGGGUCCUCGGCGGCAGCUCCGUCCUCAACUAUAUGCUGUAUGUGCGGGGCAAUCGCAACGACUACGACCACUGGGCCUCGCUGGGGAACACCGGCUGGGACUACGACCAGGUGCUGCGCUACUUCAAGAAGUCCGAGGACAACCGCAAUCCCUAUCUGGCCAACAACGCCUACCAUGGCAGGGGCGGCCUGCUGACUGUCCAGGAGUCGCCCUGGCACUCGCCCCUGGUGGCGGCCUUCGUGGAGGCUGGCACGCAGUUGGGCUACCAGAAUCGCGACAUCAACGGGGCCCAACAGUCGGGCUUCAUGAUCGCCCAGGGCACCAUCCGACGGGGCUCCCGCUGCUCCACCGCCAAGGCAUUUCUGCGACCGAUCCGGCAGCGCAAGAACUUCCAUCUGUCGAUGAACUCCCAUGUGACGAGGGUGAUCAUCGAGCCGGGCACCAUGCGGGCCCAGGCCGUCGAGUUUGUCAAGCACGGAAAGGUGUAUCGCAUUGCGGCCCGUCGGGAGGUGAUCCUCUCGGCGGGGGCCAUCAACACCCCGCAGCUGAUGAUGCUGUCGGGACUGGGGCCGCGGAAGCAGCUCGAGAAGCACGGCAUCCGAGUGCUGCAGGACCUGCCCGUGGGCGAGAACAUGCAGGACCAUGUGGGCAUGGGCGGACUCACGUUUCUGGUGGACAAGCCGGUGGCCAUCAUUCAGGAUCGCUUCAAUCCCACGGCCGUCACCUUUCAGUAUGUGCUGCGCGAACGCGGACCCAUGACGACCCUCGGCGGAGUCGAGGGCCUGGCCUUUGUCCACACGCCGUACUCCAAUCGCACCGUCGACUGGCCGGACAUACAGUUCCACAUGGCGCCGGCGUCGAUCAACUCGGACAACGGGGCGCGGGUGAAGAAGGUGCUGGGCCUGAAGGAGUCUGUCUACAAGGAAGUCUACCAUCCCAUUGCCAACAAGGACAGCUGGACGAUUAUGCCGCUGCUGCUGCGUCCCCGAUCGAGGGGCUCGGUGAGGCUGAGGACGGCCAACCCCUUUCACUACCCGCUGAUCGAUGCCAACUACUUUGACGACCCCCUCGACGCCAAGACCCUCGUCGAGGGCGCCAAGAUCGCCCUGCGCGUGGCCGAGGCGCAAGUCUUCAAGCAGUUCGGAUCGCGGCUGUGGCGCAAGCCGCUGCCCAACUGCAAGCAGCACAAGUUCCUCUCGGACGCCUACCUGGAGUGCCAUGUGAGGACCAUUUCGAUGACCAUCUACCAUCCGUGCGGGACGGCCAAAAUGGGCCCCGCCUGGGAUCCCGAGGCCGUCGUGGAUCCCCGCCUCCGAGUCUACGGUGUGCGCGGCCUGCGCGUGAUCGAUGCCAGCAUCAUGCCCACCAUCAGCAGCGGCAACACGAAUGCACCUGUCAUCAUGAUUGCCGAGAAGGGCGCCGAUCUCAUCAAGGAGGAUUGGCUCACCAAUCCCGAGUACAAGGUGAAGCGACAGGCCUCCACCUCCUCCACCGCUGGGCGCACAAAGAGUCGACCUGCAGCAGGCGACACGGAUGAGGCAGCCAGCAGCAUUCAAGUUUCCGAUAUCGAAGGCAUGCUAAACGAUCAGUCCCUGUCCCUGUCCCUGUCCAACUUUGGACGUACUUCGUUAAUGUUCUAA